GAGUGUUACUCCCGGUCAUCCUCGCUCGGGACUUUUAUCUGGGCGCUGCCGGGAGGCGGGAGGAGGAGACACCGGGGGUGGCCCGGAUCGCUGGCGACACCUUUCUGGGGCUCUAUAAAUUGAGCACCUGGGAUGGGUAGGGGGCCGACGCCACCACCACCAACCCAGUCACAGUCCGGUCACUGACCGCAGCUGCGAGAAGCUGAGCUACUUAGCGACUGGGACUCUCCAGGCCAGGACGAGGUCAGGGCUCGCCCCACGGACCACGCGCGCCAUCGCGAGCUACCGGACGCCAAAGCCAGGAGAAGCCGCGCGUCCCGCAGGGCCGGGCUGUGAGCGGGCGGAGGAGGAGCCGGGAAGCCCGCCGCCCCGCGCUCUGGCUGCAGCCCGGACCCCGGCGCGGGUUUCCGAGAGCCCCGGAAGGCGGGCACCCCCUCGCCGCAGCCGGCCAUCCCGUGCCCCUGCCCUGCAGCGUCCGCGCGGUCACCAUGAUGCAAAUCUGCGACACCUACAACCAGAAGCACUCGCUCUUCAACGCCAUGAACCGCUUCAUCGGCGCCGUGAACAACAUGGACCAGACGGUGAUGGUGCCGAGCCUGCUGCGCGACGUGCCCCUGGCCGAGCCCGGGCUGGAUAACGAUGUCGGCGUGGAGGUAGGCGGCGGCGGCGGCUGUCUGGAGGAGCGCACGGCUCCGGCCGCUGGCGCGGGCAGCGCCAACGGCGGCUUUUUCGCGCCCUCCCGGGACAUGUACAGCCACUACAUGCUGCUCAAGUCCAUCCGCAACGAUAUCGAGUGGGGGGUCCUGCACCAGCCGCCACAGCCGGCGGGGAGCGAGGAGGGCGGCACCUGGAAGUCCAAGGACAUCCUGGUGGACCUGAGCCACUUGGAGGGGCGCGGACACCGGCCGGAGGAGGACCUGGAACAGCAGUUUCACUACCACCUGGCGGGCUGGCACACUGUGCUCUCCAAACUCACGCGCAAAGCCAACAUCCUCACCAACAGAUACAAGCAGGAGAUUGGCUUCAGCAAUUGGGGCCACUGAGGAGGGUCGCCCACCGCUGACCAGCACCCUUCCCGGCCCCAUCUCUUACCCUCUCUUUUCUCAAAGCUGUUUUCUUUUUGGCUCUAGGGCGUGAUGGGCCAACGGCAAAUUUGGGGGGCUGAGUACGUGAAAGGUGUGCAGCAGGGCUGCAAGGAGGAGGGGGCCUCUUUUGGAAGAAGAGAAAACAGAAGAGAAGAGAGAAGGGAAGGGAAGGGAAGGGAAGGGAAGGGAAGGGAAGGGAAGGGAAGGGAAGGGAGAGAAGAGAAGAAGAGAAGAGAAGAGAAGAGAAGAGAAGAGAAGAGAAGAAGAGAAGAGAAGAGAAGAGAAGAGAAGAGAAGAGAAGAGAAGAGAAGAGAAAGUGGUGGCGGCGGAGAGGGCGGUUGCUCAGGACCUCCUUGCCUCCCUUGGGACGGUGGGGGGAGGGGAGGUCUGUGUUCUACCUUGGUGGGAAUGCAACUGGGCUGACGCCCUGCAUUCAGCCUGUGCCUUUCUGGAAUUUCUUUACUGUUCUUUCCGGUGGAAGAGGGCCGAGAAGGGGCCAUGCCAGGGCGCGGCACUGGGUUGCCACACUUGGGAGCGCCGCCCAGAAGAGCUGGGCGCUGAGGAAGGCGGGGCAAGCUGCAGCCUCCCGCCUCCCCGCGCUUGGGCUGUUGGAGGCCGCAGCGUUGCUAGGAUUGCAUCAGUUUUCCUGUUUGCACUAUUUCUUUUUGUAACCGUGGCCCUUCCUUAAGUAUUUCGGACCUCCUCCUUGCUCUGAAACUUCGGCGAUUCCAUUGUGAUAAGCGCACAAACAGCACUGUCUGUGGGUAAUCGGUACUACUUUGUUAUUAAUUAUUUUCUGUUCCACAGUGUAGCUGUCCUGUGGCACUCUACCCAUGCCUUUCUGGCCACCCUGUCCCCAUCCCAGUGAGUGUAAGUUGGCACUGUGCCAGCUUGUAUGAAGCUUGCCAUUCAGCCAGUGGAAAUAAUAUUAUUAUGAGAAAGUGGACUUGUCUGAAAUGGAACCAACUGAUGUUCUAUCAGUGUUGUAUAUAGAAUGAUGAAGAGUUCCACUGUUGUUAUAUGUCUUAAAUUUAUUUAAAACUUUUUUAAUCCAGAUGUAGACUAUAUUCUAAAAAUAAAAAGCCAAAUGUGUUAAUGAAACUCCA
Messenger RNA from Myotis lucifugus (little brown bat), 2191 nucleotides. RefSeq names its product MID1 interacting protein 1 (gene MID1IP1). Gene Ontology annotation, cellular component: cytosol. The record is from RefSeq and is a predicted model, not a curated record. Lineage: Eukaryota; Metazoa; Chordata; Mammalia; Chiroptera; Vespertilionidae. Gene Ontology annotation, biological process: regulation of lipid biosynthetic process.